This is a messenger RNA of Actinia tenebrosa (Australian red waratah sea anemone), 2781 nucleotides long. RefSeq names its product glutathione synthetase. Gene Ontology annotation, molecular function: ATP binding; glutathione synthase activity; glutathione binding. The record is from RefSeq and is a predicted model, not a curated record. Gene Ontology annotation, cellular component: cytosol. Gene Ontology annotation, biological process: glutathione biosynthetic process. NCBI's taxonomy places the organism in Eukaryota, Metazoa, Cnidaria, Anthozoa, Actiniaria, Actiniidae.
UUAGCUGGUGGAAUGAUUUGAGAUCAUCAACUUUUUAAAGUCAUUUUUAAGAGCGUUUUUUCUUCACAGCCCAGCCCAAACAUUUCGAGAAAGAAGAUACAAGAGAUAAACAUUGUCUACUGAUUUUAUCAACAAAAUGGACUUAAACCUUCAUUUUGAUACUAAAAAUCUCACUGAAAAGCAAGUAUCCGACCUCACGAAAAGUGCCGUAGAUUUUUCUUUAGCGAACGGUGUUUUAAUGCAGUCUAGAAAAGCUCCUGGGGAUGUAGAACACGCUCCUUUUAUGCUCUUUCCAUCUCCUUUUCCGAAGAAACUCUUCGACCAAGCCAAAGAAGUGCAACAAGAUUUCAAUAUUUUAGUUCAUAAAAUCAGCCAGGAUCACGAAUUUUUGAAAGAAUCUCUACAAGGAACAAUAACAGUGGAUGAAUUUACUGGUCGGAUCUACGAUAUCUACGAACAGACAAGGAAGGAAGGAAUAGCACAGCCAAUAUCUCUUGGUUUGUUGCGGUCGGACUACAUGCUGGAUAGCGAUAAACAAGGUGCCACAAGUGUGAAGGAAUGUGAUGAACAGUUGAAUAUCAAACAAGUGGAAGUCAACACUAUUGCAUCUUCAUUUGGGUGCCUUGGUAGCAAGCUACCAGGACUGGGCAGUUAUGUACUUGGAUUAACUGGGAAAAAUGUUGCUGUAGGAUCUCAACAGAUGCCAGUUAACUCUUCAUUAGCUGGAAUAGCAGAGGGAUUGGCCCAGGCUUGGGAGUUUUAUGGCUCCAAAAGUGCUGUUGUUCUUAUGGUUAUUACAGAUAAUGAAACAAACAAAUUUGAUCAGAAGCUUCUAGAGUAUUACCUCUGUCAAAGGAAACCAAGUAUAAGACUAAUCAGACGUUCCCUCACAACCUUGUAUAAAGUUGCAAGCCUUGAUAACAAAAAACUGAUGGUGGAGGGCUAUGAAGUUGCUGUGGUAUAUUUCCGUGCUGGAUACACCCCUGAAAAUUACCCUUCAGAAGAUGAAUGGUCUGCAAGACUACUGCUAGAAAGAUCUCUUGCCAUCAAAUCUCCAACUGCAGCAUUACAUCUUGUUGGGACCAAAAAAGUCCAACAGGUCUUGGCAGAACCUGGUGUCCUCGAAAGGUUCAUUUCGGAUGAAGCUUCUUUACGCCGAAUUAAAAAAACGUUUACAGGCCUCUACACGCUAGAUGAGGGACCUGAAGGGGAACAGACGGUCAAGAUGGCCUUACAAGACCCUGAGAAGUACGUACUGAAGCCACAAAGAGAAGGAGGAGGGAACAAUUUUUAUGGCGAUGAUAUCAAGACUACUUUGAACAAGAUGAAAAAUGCACAUGAGCGAUCCCAGUACAUCCUCAUGGACAAAAUACGACCUCCAUCCUUCAAGAACUACAUCAUUCGCCCUGAACUCGAAAAACCUGUGUUGACUGACGUCAUCAGUGAAUUGGGGAUAUUUGGCGUACUAAUAAGCCUUGGAGACAAAGUACUGGUCAGCAAAGAAGUAGGACAUUUGAUGCGCACGAAGAGCAUUGAACAUCAAGAUGGUGGCGUUGCCUCUGGCAGGGCCAACCUAGAUAGCCCGUACCUCUUCUAAUUUACCCAGAUAAGAUCAAGUAACCUUUUUCAUGAAUGAGUAAGGCAAGAGUGAUGGAAUGAAGGUUUAAUUAGACCUGUUAAGGUUGGAAGUAAUACUUUCCCAUUUGACCACGUGUCAUUCUCUUUAGAAGAAGAUUCUUAGUUUGAGUUGUAUCUAUAUCCAUGUGACUUCUCAUGCACAACCGUUAAAAAAAGAAAUGUUACUCUAGGGAAUGAGACGUGGUCCGAAAUGGGACAACAUUACUCCCAAGCUAAAAAGGUCUAAUACAACGAUGAAAAUAUUGUAACGCUUUUUUUCUUAAUGAUUGACCUAUUCAAAUUUCAAGCAUUGCUUUUCCAAUAUACAUUUUCUCCACUUCACUUGAGUGGCCACUAAACAAUGAGGGUGGACUUCACAAAAAAUAUAGUAAAAGUAUCUUACGAUUUGUCGCCGCGACGAAAUACGGGUUUUAGUAGCCGUCAAUCAAAGUUUUUUCAAGAUAUCGUCGGAAAGCAUAAAAUUAUAGCCACAUAUUUUCUACAUAAUUUACAUAUUUAGGAUGUUUUCAAAAUUUCACUUCAAAACAAAUUUGCUGUUGCGGAUGACGUGAUCAUUUUCCGCCAUGAUGGAUGACAGAGGAGGGCGUUCUUACCAUCAUUAAGUAGUUUGAGAUACCACACGAGUCUACUUACAGCAUCUUAUACCGGGUUUCCAUGGGUCAGGGAAAAGUCAGGGAAUUUUGUUUAAAGUUAACUAUGAAUAUCCGUGUGAUACUCAUGCUGCUUGCAAUUUUCGAAUAGACUGAUAAAUCUUUUCAAGUAAUGAAAAAUAAUUUUUUGAAGUAUUUGGUAUCAUUUAUGUUGGACUGUUUAAUUACGUUGGGUAUCCUGUGCAAUAUGAUAAGAGCGGGGCCUAGGUAAAAGUUAGGCAUGUGGCCCAUGCUUGCCCAUGCAGCUCAACAAGGCCAGUGAAAACUGUUAUUUAGUCAGGGAAAAGUCAGGGAAUCUUGAUUUUCAAAAUGGCUGGGAUCCCUAAUAUAAAAGUAAAGGUAAGAUUUAGUGCUGACUAGGUUCGCCCUUUCAAACUAAUCUCAUGCAAUCCAGCGGUGUAAUGCUAGGUUAUUGUUCAUGGAUUCUGUCGCAUCAUAUUGGCUAUUUUUAUUUUAUGGGGAGGGUUGUUUCAAUAAAAGCAGUAGUACCGUA